This is a messenger RNA of Vespa crabro (European hornet), 2486 nucleotides long. Its product is annotated as receptor-type guanylate cyclase daf-11. Gene Ontology annotation, molecular function: guanylate cyclase activity; peptide receptor activity. The coding region runs from base 427 to 2355 and encodes 642 amino acids. The record is from RefSeq and is a predicted model, not a curated record. Lineage: Eukaryota; Metazoa; Arthropoda; Insecta; Hymenoptera; Vespidae. The transcript is spliced from 17 exons. Gene Ontology annotation, biological process: intracellular signal transduction; cGMP biosynthetic process; receptor guanylyl cyclase signaling pathway.
ACCGUCAGUAUGCGGUCGUGCAUUCCACGCGGGCACACCUGUUUGCUCUUUCUUCCUAUAGUAUUAUUUCAACGCGACUAUGUUCACGCAUUGACAUACGUGUUAGGGGUAUAACAUAUACAGAGAGACAUAGAGACUUCUCUUCGUUAGACAAGACGAGCAGAAAGAAAGGAAGAGACUGGAAAAGAGAGAGAAGGAUAGAUUUAGUCGAGAAAGAGGAACGUCCUCGUGACUUCAACCACGUGUCUUCUCUCAUCUUUCUCGUCAUAGACGCAGAGCGACGACACAAGACGUAUCCUGUUAUUUCGACGUUCUCUUGGUAAAUCUAAAAAGAAAGAAAAAAAAAAAAAGAAAAAAAAGAAAAAAAGAUAGAAGAAGAAAAAACGUGACGAUAUAUUAAGAGCAAAAUUAAGAACGAGUAUCGCCAUGUCACCGCGUAACGGAUCCUGCGUGGCAGAGAUAAGCUCGGUAAGGAGUCUUUCAUCGGAGGAUGUAUCGGCAAAGGCAAAUCGUAAGAAAUCCUGUUGGGCACGUGCCACGGAUCCUGCGAGUCGUCGUGGCCGAAGGAUUCAAUUGUUGCAAAUGUUGGUACUACCGUUCAUACCGAUCCUAGCUUUGAUCGUGCAAACUGCCAAUACGCUUCACGACAUAUUGAUUUAUCGGCAGGAAGUAUCGGACAUUGAAACACAGGUAACCAUAGCUACGGAUUUGGGCAAAGUGGUAACCAGGAUGCAACUCGAAAGAUCCGAAGUAGCAUUCUUUAUUUAUACCAAUGGCAGCACUUUAAGGUCCAAUCUGACACAAAGAUUCGCUAUAACCGAUCAUGCUCUGCAUAAUAUGACAACCUGGCCCUUGGUUUCCGUCCCAAGAGACGAAAGCAAGACGCAAACAUACGAUGUUGUUAGCAAGGAAGCCUUUCAAGCACGGCUCGAGGAUUUCAGACAGAAAAUAAGCUCGGAAGAAAGUAGUAUAACGGAGGUGAUGGCUUGGUACACAAGCGUAAAUGCCGCCAUGCUAGAUCAUUUGACCAAUCAGAUCAAGGAAACAGAUAACAGCGGUGUAUGGAGAUAUUUGAUAGCCUUCAAAAAUCUAUUACGAAGCAUCGAAAGUCUUGGCAUCGCUUCCGUUUAUGGAAUCAAUUAUUUUGGACGUGGAAUACUUUUAGGAGAAAACUAUGUUAGUUAUGUACGUCAUGAAGCUCUAGGACGAGAUCUGUUGAACGGAUCCCUCACAUAUGUGCCUUCUUUAAAACACUUUUAUAUCGACCUUACUCGAACAAUGUCCGACUAUGGCAGGAUCAAGUCUAGGCGAGAUGAAAUUCUUCGGAAUCGAAAGCGAGAGCCUAGCGUGGAAGACGCCAUUGCUUAUUUUGACUCAAUGGCGACCUACGUCGAUGAACUACGUAAACUUCAACGCGAAUUACGUCAUAUGAUACGAGAUUAUGUUAAUUCAACUUUGCAAGAUGCCAGUAAUAAGGAGGUUGCUGGUAUAGCCAUUGUUGUUUUGGUCCUAGUUGUUUCACCUAUUAUUAUAAUAUUAGUACGCAAUGCAGUGGCUACUAUUCAAAUGUAUGCUGCCAAUUUAGCGCAAAAAGCUCGUGAAUUGAAGAGAGAGAAGAGAAAGAGCGACACAUUGCUCUUUCAAAUGUUACCACCUAGCGUAGCUCAACAACUAAAACAAACUCAACAGGUGCCAGCUGAGUAUUACGAAGCAGUGACCGUUUACUUCAGCGAUAUCGUUGGGUUUACUGAAAUUGCCGCUGAAAAUACACCGCUCGAGGUUGUCACGUUUCUCAAUUCGAUAUACAAAUUGUUCGAUGCCCGUAUCGAAUGUUACGACGUUUACAAGGUCGAAACCAUUGGUGAUUCUUAUAUGGUUGCUUCCGGUUUACCAGUUAGAAAUGGUGAUAAGCAUGUGUCCGAGAUUGCAACGAUGGCUUUAGACCUAUUGGCUGCUUCCUCGGUCUUUCAAGUACCGAAACGUCCCGGUGAACGACUUCAAAUACGAAGUGGUGCACAUACAGGACCAGUUGUGGCAGGUAUCGUGGGCAGUAAAAUGCCACGGUAUUGUUUAUUUGGUGAUACGGUAAACACGGCGAGUCGUAUGGAAUCAACAGGCGAAGCUUUACGGAUUCACAUUAGUUUAGAAAUGAAAAAGGCCUUAGACGCUGUUGGAGGAUUCAAAAUCGAGCAUCGCGGUUUGGUAGACGUUAAAGGGAAAGGCCUAAUGGAUACAUAUUGGUUGGAGUGUAAGGAUGGUGGGAUUGCAAGAGCAGCCGAGCUGGACUUGCCGUCAUUCUUUGAAGAUGUACGACCAGUUUUCAUGCGCCGUUUACGAGAGGAAGGUACCCUCUGAUGCGAGCCCUACUCCCGGCGAGACCUGUGGUACAUAAAUCGUCCUGUACGACCCUGUAUACGCCUAUCUCAGCCAAAUCUUAUCGACCACUUGAAAAAACCUAGCCAAGGUCGUAAAAAUCGACUCUCUCA